CGUCGUCGUCGUCGUCGUCGCCGUCGUCGCUGGAGUACUACGCUUCCUGGUGCGCCUCUCGGAGCCUCGUGACAAGUUAAUCCGGCGAGUGUUUUUCUUCCCCCGGCUCUCCCCUCCCCCUUCCCUUUUCCCAUACCGCCGCCUGUCUCCUGCCAUCGCUCGGGGGUGCCCGUGUACGUGCGUGCGUGCGCGUGUGUGUGUGCCGCGAGAUCGCGAGAGUCCCCCCCGGGUCGUCUCUCUCUCCCUCGAAAGAGCUUCGGUUUUCUCGGGGUUAUUCUCUUUCCUCCGCCCCUCUGCUACAAUCACCGUCGCCGGAUGACGGCGCGUGUACGUGGUGCGUGCGGCACGGUACCUGUGUGUACGACGAGCGGCAUAGUCGACGAGGUGCGUCCCGUGCCGCCUGAUGUCUACGCAUCGUCUUCGUCGCACAGAGACAGCACAGCGGCUCGCCACCCCCGUGUCUACCCCUACCUCCGGCAGCAAUACCACCCUUCCUAGGCCCUAUGGUAGCCACACGCUUCAAUCGUCGGUUCCAGCUGCGCACAGUGGGUCGUCAUUCACGAGCUCCAAGGGACAAGAAUAUUUUAUAAAGGGGCUCGAGGCGACACUGAGUGACAGCAAGAAGAAGUACAGCGACAAGGUGGGCGCGCUUCUGUCAGCCUGGGAGCAUGUCACUAAUUAUAUUCCUGCGGCACCGCCCGAGGCCAUCCAGUCUCUCAUAGAAUGGGCUCACAGACAUACAUUGACAUUGGUAUUGCGCGGGGAGUGGCCGAAGUUGCCACCCGUCACCAAAACGCACCUCUGCGUGACGCUACAGAGGUGUGCGUCUCAGCUGGUGCAACAUCCCGCUGCACCCAGGUGUACCGCCCUGCUGGCUCUGGUGAGCAAUCCAUGGACGCAUCCCGUCCUCGACAGCAUACUUAACGGCCAACCGGAUUCCGAACAUGAGGAGGAAUUCUGUUGUUCGGAGAAAGGCGAGCUGCUGACGAUGAGACUGAAGAUACUCUGCGAGGACCGCUGCGAGGACAUAGCGGUGAACCUCGCCGCCGCGUGCGUGCGCUCCCUUAGACGAAGCGAUCAGCUGCGGUCGCUCUCGGAGUCUCAUCACGUCCACUACAUGAUCGACGUGUACAUCGUCCUCUUGUACAAAUUGAAACGCACGCAAGAUAUUUUCGCUCAAUUAAAAUUAAUGGACCUCAACGACGGGCUUGAAUUGGUCCAAAGGCUUAGCGGUGAGAAGCCAACGAAGUAUGGAACGGCGCGUGUUUGGAGAAAUUCGAUAAAGGCUGCGGAAUUGGUCGCGCAGUAUCUCGUUACUGCCGGGAUGGUUCGACCGGUAUCGGAAACCGGUGCAAAUAUUUUGGAGCAGAUUUUGAACUCUUGGGCGCUGUUGCACGGAAAAUUGAAGGACGUUGCACUGACUCUGCCCGGCAUGAUUAGAAAAUUAAUUGAACCUGCGGAAAGUGCUCAACAUAUUUAUAUCUUCUGUGCAGUACUUGCAAAACAUUUUGGCGAGAGUGUAAAACCAUUGGUGAUUGAACUGUACAUCAGAGCGCUAACAACGGAUAUGAACGAGCUGGAGAGUCAGAAGGCGAAAUCGGACAAGGACAAGGUGCGCGAGACCGCCAAGCGUCUGAGCACGCAAUUCCUCAAAUUGGCGGACGUAGUAGACAGCAAUAUUGGCAUCGCAAGAGAAUGCGUUUUGACGGCGUUCUCGUUACAUCCUACCAGAACCUGUUACGAUAGAAUAAAGGAAUUGGCGGUGGCGUGUGGAAAGGCGAAGGAAGAUGGUAUUUCGCAAGAGGAGCCAACUAUCAAGGAAGAGCCAGGUAUCAAGGAGGAGCCAAAUAUCGAGGAGGAGCCGAGUAUCAAGCAGGAAGUAAUUAUCAAGGAAGAACUCAAGGAAAUUGAAGAAGAUAAUUGUCGUACGUCAGUCAUCAAGGUCCAAGUGAAAUCUAAGGAAAAUGAUAGCGUUCCAGAAACAUCCUGGAUACCAUCGCCAAGUUCGACAGUUUUGGAAGCGCAGCCACCGCAUCAAAAUUUGACCGUCGAAAAGGACAUAGAUCCUCAAAACUAUCGGAUGACGAAAACGUUCGAACAAACCAAUCAAUUGCUGAAGAGUCUGUUGACGGCAAAGAAUCCUAACACAAAGUCGUUUGACGUGACAGUACCAACGACGUCGACCAGCGGCAAGUGUCCGUUGCACCUGAAGCGUGAAUCUUCGUCCGAGAUGAUUGGCGAGCUCUGUUUCAAUUGUGGGGAAUUCGCUGGCAAUAAUCAGCUCAACGACGUUAAACCACAAUUGGAUGAAACGAGCGCGACACCAGACCAGAACGUAGAGAGAACGUUGGACGCGUUGAUUCUGAUCAAAGGCGACGCGGUGACAGGCUCGGCGAACUACGACGAAAGGUCUGUGCCCAGCCAAGUUCUGGACGGUGAAAAAUUGGGCCUGUCGCCGCAACUGUGCGAUGAUCUGGCCGUAGUACUGAGUAGUCCACGUUACCACAUGCUCAGCUGGGUGCUGGACUGGAAGGAGUUGAAGACUUUGUGCGAGCGGUACCUGGAGAACGCUGAGGAAAUGCGUAAUACAAACAAAGAGCUUAAAUAUCUGAAUAUUGAUUACUCGCAGUUCAAGGAUUGGCCAUCGGAGGACGAUGCUAAGGACGUCUUCUUUGGCAUUGAGAAAGGCUAUGAGCAGUGGGUCGAUCUACCAUCCGACAGUUCCGAGCAAUUCGGUAGCUUCCAGCCGGCGGCCGGCUAUAAACGUUCGUCGAUGCGUCGCAGUUUAGACGAUACCACCACGGAUUCCGACAGCGGUAGUAUAUUGCGUGUGCGGCGUACCGCGCGAACACGGAAAAUCCACCGGCUGGAAUCGUCCGAGAGUGACUACGACAGCGCUGAACGUAAACCAAAGCACUUUAGAAAUAGGAUCAGCUCGGUGUCGGACAGCGACAGCAAUACGCAGGACAGUCAGACUGACAGCUUAGGCAGCGACGGUUGUCGGUUAGAGACCAAAAAGAAAUCUAACAAAUCGGGCGGCAAGGAGCCCAGCAAGAAACGUUCGAAGACAUCGAACCUCACCGUCGAGUCCGUCUCGCAUUUUCACAUGUUAGUGAAUGAGGACGUGCGGCACACGAACGCGCACGAGGAUGCCAGCGGCUCUGAUGUUAGCAGCAAUGACAUCAUCACUCUUUUCGCCGCCGAUAUGGACGAAAACAAACGCGAGACGAUCAAGGGAUCGGCGUAUACCGCCGCGACACAAUUGAUCAUUACCGAAAGGCGAAGCGAUCCGGCGGUGCUCAAAUCUCUUAGGAUGUUCAGGCCGCAAAGCUCGAAAAAACCGUCGAGGAUCUCCCAGAUUCUGCAGAAGAAUCUAAUAAAUAAGAACAAGGAUACUAACAACGGCAAUCGAACGGAGCAUGUCGAGCAACAAGCAACAAACAAUAUUGCGAAAUUUGCGCCUAUGUUGAGCACGCUAAAUCUAAAUCCAAAGAUUGUGCUGACGCGCGCGGACGAGGUCGACCGUAAAUUGACGAGCCGCGGUAAGAAACAACAGAAGCGGCUGAGCAGCGGUGACAUCACCAAUGAGCUCAUGAACAUACAGAAGACGAUGCCGUUCUCGCCAAACAAGAGCGUAAUAACGUAUCAAAAGAAACAAAAGCAGAAUGCCGCGAAUGGUAAGAAUAGCGCCAGCAAGAGCGACCUGCGCUGUCCCGUGAUAGUUGACGGACGUCGCGAUCAUCACCAUUUCGGCUCCGUCAAGUCCAACUUGGGUAAGACCAAGUAUGAUAUUCUCGAGAAGGCCGUUAGAGUCAGGGAUUCUGUUAUAUUGGCCAAAAAUGUGCCGGGUCUGAAUACGUUGGAUAUGAUGGUACCGCCGCGGCAGCGUUCCACAGUGAACGUUGUCCAGGUCUCCAGAAGCGGCGUGCCGCAGAGUCCGAAUUCCGCCACGGGCACGCCAACGACCAUUAACGUGAGUGGCAGCACACCACCGCGACCGACGCGCACUCCAAGCGUGGCUAGCAACCAAAGUAGCAGUGGCGGUGGCAACAGCAGCAUACAGCUGCCGGGUACCCCGUCUUCAACGGGCGGCCACGACAGUGGUGUCGGCAUGAGUCCAGCCGGCCAGACGCCACCGUUGAGAUCGUCAUCGAAUCUUGGAACGCCGGAUACCAUCGGCGAAGAGGCCAAUCAACCGCUGGAUGCUUCAUCACCGACGACUAUCAGUCCAACGAUUCCGACAACGAUGUCUACCAAUAACGUGAUUUCGGUGAUCCAUCAACUCGACAUCGCUGCUACCGAGUCGUCGAGUCCGGUGAGAGCGAUAGCGCAGAUGCGUCGCGCUAGUAAUCAGCAGAACAAUCAGUCGCCGAAAAAGUCGCCCUCUUCGCCGUGCACCGUGGGCGCAGGCGUGAUUACAUCCACAACGAUGACGACGGCGACGACCACGGCGAUGUCUUCGGGCCUGAUCACGACGUCUGAAUCAUCAUUAAAGGUCAUCUGCAAACCCGACGGCAGCUUCCAUCUCGCAUCUGUCAAUCCCAACCAACUUGUGUCCAAUCAGAGGAACCUUUUAUCAGCAAGCCUGCAGAAUCUGGAGGACAGCAGCGGCGCAAAUUUUACGCGACAGACGACGCAGCAACGCGGUACGGAUGGAACAGGCGGCGCGUCGUCCAACAGAAACACUUACGAUCGAUUGACCGGCGUCGGUUCCAUCGCGAAGAGUACGUCGCAGACCGGCCAGAAUGCCGUUUUGCCCAAAUUCCAACAGGCCUUUCGGAAAACCUCCCUCUACACCACUCUGACAGCCGACGCGACCGCAAGUGGGGUUGCCAAUGCUGCGACAGACACAUCGCUGGGCGGCGUUCAACAAGCGGCGACGUCCCCGCAGAAAACAACGAUGAAUCUAUCGAAGGCGGUGCAGACAUCCGUGCCGAAUAAUCAAUCGCAGCAGCAACAGCAAGCGAACGCCGGAAGCGUCAACGUGCAAUCAAUCAUUCCGAAUGUACAGUUGCCGGCAGGCAGCAGGCAGAUAGUUAAUAUCGUACCGAAUUCCGGUAAUAAUGGUCCGGCGAAUGCUUCCAUCGGUUCGAAUCAGGCCGCGAAUCAGACGCUCACGCAACUCGUGCAGAACGUCAGCACGUCGAACGCCGGCGUUAUAUACACGCACAAGGUAAUAGCCGGCAAUAAUCCGAAUCAGCUCAACAUCGUUCCACAAACGAUUAUAUCGCAUCCCAAUUCGGUGCCGAGUGGCAGAACUCCCGUGGUCAAGCUCAACAUCAUCCGUGCGCCGGUCAGACAACAGAAUCUCACGGGAACCAUCCAGGCUGUCCUAACGCCGAGAUUGCAGCAACAACAGCAACAGCAGCAGGCCGUGAGAACGGACAGUCUGAUCGGGUCUCCGAUCGAGGUGAACAAUUCGGUGAGCUCAACGACUCUGGAACAGCUGCGGGAAUUCGAGAGUGUGCUGGAACAGGUGAAGGAGAGGAGUAUUCAGCCGCAGUCUCAUCAGUCGACCUCCAAUAGCGCGACUACAACAGCCGUGCAAACGCAGACCACGACGCAACAGACUCAGGCAAGCAAACAGCAGCAACAGUUAGCCGUUAGCACUCUGGCACAGCAACUGAUGAUGCCGACACAGUCCAGCACGAACAGCGAGUCGUUUGCCAGUAACGGAAAUUCUGUUACAUUCCAACAGGAAUCUGUGUACUCGCAGAAGGUCUCUCUGACCUAUGUGAAUCCGAGCAGCGGCACCGCCAAAGUUGCGACCAAUUCUACGACCCCGGUAGUUGUGGUCACCAGCUAUUGUCAACCAGCGGCGUCGCCGGCGUUGAGCGUCACGUCUCAGAGCUCCUCGAGCCCGUGCGUGACACCGGCGCCAGCGCCGAUUCCAUCAACCGGCAAAACACCAUCGACGCCGCCAUCCACCGCAGCUGGGACCACCACCGCCGCCGCUGCCAAAACCAGCGUGAAGAAAUCGACGCCCAAAGCGGUCAAAAGUAGUGCCACUAAUACGUCCAAGGCAUCACCGAUACCGAAGCCGCAGCAGAAGCCGCAGGAGGACGAGCAGACUGCCCAGCGGAUCUAUGCGAUUCUCGACGAGUACGCGGAACAGCUGAGAAACUCACCGGAUCUCAACAACAAGCCGGCACCCCGCAGACGAUCCAAUCCGCCAACCAAUCCGAGUCAGUCGUCAAAGAGAAAGAAAUCGAGCUCCAGCAAGACCAAGCCGGUGGGACAGCAGACUUCUGAACUGAGCCCUAGCACGGACGAUCUUGGCAGGACUAUGGGUAGCGAGGAUUCGUCGAGCGGCGUUGUGCACGUGCAGGGCAGUCCAGCCGGUUUCUCCGCACCAGAGGAACCGUCGAUGAGCGCGGAAACGAGUAUAGAGGUGCGCAAUCUGACGAACGACUCGAACGACGGCGUCGAAUUGAAUGUGAAGCGGCGUAAUCUCAUCUUCACGGAGCCAGGCUCGGGCCAGCCGCGCGCGGUGAUUGUCCAGGAAACAUUGCAAUCUAGCUCGGUGAGUGUUAGUGAGGCGCUCGCCUCGGUUACGGGUAAGAUGAGCGGUACGUCGGUACUGAUGCCCACCAGUAUCGUGCUGCCGCUGAUGAAGGGCGCGCAGCAGCUCACCAUAGUAUCCGGGUCCAAGCUGCUGACCAUGCCGACGACCAUGCGCACGGCCAGCGGUACUACAGUUCCCAACACUCUCCUCCUGCAGUCCUUCCUUAAUCAGGGCAAACUGAUUCAACAGCCGCAGGUCAAACAGAUGAAAGUGCAGCCCACCUUGCAGACGUUAUCGAACAACAAUCAGACGCUGACUGGCGCGCAGAACGUUCAGAGUACGCCCGUGGUUAUAUCGCAGACCGGGGGCACGCAGUUCGGAGACGCAGCCACUGUGACGGCCUUGCCUACACCGGAUAAGCCCAACGUGAUCGGCGAGCUGACGUUGAAGAACGAUACCGCGGCCGCUGGUAGCGCGAUCACGGCCAUCGAAUCAACGGCGGCAAACGCUAUCGUGGUGAACAAGAGCAAUCCCACCCUCAGCCUGAUCGGAACCCGGAACAUCAACGAGAUAUCGGACGGCCAACAGAUAUGCGGCGUUAUCACCAGCAAUCCGACGCUGCAAAGCACGGCGAGAUUCUUCAACUCGAACAUACAUAAGCUAUCGGCACCUGCCCUGAAGGCGGAAAACGUGGUCUGUAUUGCGCCAGCCGCUGCAGUCUCCCAUUCGCCGGAAAAGAAAUCCCCUCAGGACGGGCAGAUGCACACCGAGAAGCCGGUGUCCAUACAAACGGGCGCUAUUGCGCUCGCCUUCACCCAGCAGGCCGAUGUGAACGCCAUGCUGAACGACGCGAAUCAGCAACAGCAGAAGGACACGAAGGAAGCGUCCACCGAGAUAACAUCCGGUACCAGAAUUAUUUCACCGAAAGCGGUAAAGAGAAAAUUCGACAACUCUGUCGGCACACAGGAAAAUAUAUCGGCGAGAAAUUUGAUCUCCACGAGCAUCGCCACGUCGUUACAGAAUAAUACGAAAAUUGACAAGCAAACGAGCGUUAUCGAUAGCACGCAGUUUUUGGUGACCGGUGGACCGAGUAGUUCGGACAGCCAGGAGUCAUCUGUGCAACAAUCCACCGAGACAAUCGAUGGAUCUUGCAAAGUUGGAAACGGACUGCUGUACGAAAAUGCACGCUUGCAAGAGGCUUGGGAAUCGGAAGGAAAGAUCUCGCCGGAUACGCCAUGGAGAUACGUUCCUACAACGAUGAACACGCUGAGCAACGAGCCGUUGAAAGCAUAUUCCAGGGAUAAUGACAACUCCGAAAGCGUGCUGCAGAUUAUCAACAAGGGCCAGGGCAUCGAGAUGGCGGGCGGACAGAUCUAUCAGUCGAAUGCGAAAAAGUACUUCAUGAAUCACACUCUAGAUACUUCAUAUUCCAACAAGGUAAAGUCGAAUCCCAAAUCGGACCGCGAGCUGCAGCAAAGGAUAGAGAAGAAGGCCGCGUACGAGCGUGAGCUCAAGCUGCAAAAGAGCUUGUCGGAGGAGUGCGAGGACCUGGGAGUCGACGAGCCUAGCACCAGCGAGCUAUUUCCCGAGGCAGAUCUGCUGUUCGACACGAAUCACUCGCCGUCGUUCGAUCACUCCUCGCAGGACGCGACCUGCAGUCAGUCCCUGAGCAUGAAGCCGUACAACUCAUACUUCCGGUCGCUGGACUCGUCCAGCGGUAGCAGGGACGCCAGUCCAACGAGCGACUUCAAGACGAACGAACGCAAGAAGAACGCGAGCCAACGCGCGAGAGCUUUGAAGGAUUCGUCAAAGAGAGGGAAGCGAGAGAGGGAGGAUCUGGAGAUUCCGACGAAACAUAUUCGACUGACCUUGGAUAAUCUGAGUCAGGACGAAGCAUCGAACAGCAACUCUGACAUCUCCAGACUGUCACCGGCACAUCUUGGUUCUUUGGAGAACGAUUCGUCAAAAGAUACGAGCAAUCGCGUGAAAUUGAUCUCGAGGGGCGGCUCGAAGGAGGGAACACCCAGCAGCGUGUACAGCAUACCGUCUAACAUUAAACUGGACAUCGAUUUGGACUCGGAAUCGUUGCCGCCCAGCAUUAACGUUAAUAACACUUCGGCAGCGAGCUCGGGCGAUGAGAGUUUAACCUUACUGAGCGGUAAUACUGCGGAUCAUCAUACCAUACCGUCACCACUGUCACCGUUGGCCGCGGCCGGACCGUUGCUGUCCACGCACAAGUACACAUACGCCAACAAGAAGCGCAUACCGUCGUCCAAGGUGCGCAUGGACUCGUACAUGGCAUGGGAGAGCCCGCUGUCAGAGCGCACAAGAUCCAGCAGCGAUGACGAGGACUCUAGCAUCAGCGAGUCGAUCGGCAGCCAGCUGGAAGACAACGUCGCGCUGAGCAAUGGCCUGGAGGACAGUAUACAAACGUUAAAAUCUUUGUCCUCCGAUCGGCAUUGCACUUACGUGAAGAUAAAGGACAAGGUGAAUACCACGAGGGUGAUUAUAAAUCGUACCGAUCAUAAAUCGACGGCGGCGACAGCGACGGCUCUUCCCAAGCGGAUUUCCAAGGUAGAAUCGGUAGCGGCGACGGAGGCGAUGGUGAUAUCGAGCGACAAGGCGUCGGAGGCGUCGGAGGACGAGACGAGCAAUAUCGUGCUGGAGCCGGCGGAUUGCCGCGCCAGAAGGUCCAGUUUGCGUUGCCACGUGAAGAAGAACUGCGCCUGCUGCAACGGCUCGCCGGAGCGGCCGAAAAAGAAGACGACGACGACGGUCAAGUCGGAUCACAAGCUGAAGAAGCGGCUACCGUCGAAGCAGCCCGGCAAGAAGAGGUAGUCCUAGCGAUCGAACGCUCGCGCGAGCAUCGCAACGUGUUGUUAUAUCAUUAGCGUGUCGUCGUCGUCGUCGUCAGUGGUUUACGAUGCAACGACGAUGCGGGCGUUUCAGCGCGAUCGAAACCGGGGAGUUUGAUAAUACUUCUUGCAAAACACGAUUUCGGACAGCCAACAGUUUUAUUCGCAGAUCGAGAAAGAUCCAUGGCGAUGGCAUUGUAAAUAUUAUUAUAAAGGCGCGCUUAGACGCAAAUUCCGUGAAUCUAUCAUACUUACAAUAUUUGGAACAUUUGGUAGCUGGCCAAUAGGUGGUCGAGUAAACAAGCAGGCUCAGUGCAAGCAAAAGAAAUAUCCUCCAUAAUUUUAAAUUAACAGUGGGGCUACUUCACGUCGAUAUGCGUACCAUGUGCGUGCAUAUAUAUAUAUA
Wasmannia auropunctata (little fire ant) is the source of this 9766-nucleotide messenger RNA. RefSeq lists its product as uncharacterized. The record is from RefSeq and is a predicted model, not a curated record. The coding region runs from base 404 to 9343 and encodes 2979 amino acids. Lineage: Eukaryota; Metazoa; Arthropoda; Insecta; Hymenoptera; Formicidae. The transcript has 9 exons.